AGUUCGGAGUCACUCUCUCGAACUGUCGGGCCCUUUCUCUUGUGGGUGGUUAAUGGGUGGCGCAGUCGCACCGAGGGUAAUUUUGAUUACCAUAGGGUGAUGGUGAAGCUGGAACUUGUCUGGUACAACCUUCUGUAGGGAAAACCUAGCAAGGAUCGUUCUAAUUCAGCACGAAUCGCCGUAUCGUUUCCUAGAAGGGAUGUGGAAAACACGAGUCCUGCAGCAUUCUCAUCCGUCGCCACUGUCAGUCUCGUGUUUAUACUCGACGGUGGCACAUGUUGAAGGCUCUUGGUGGUGACGACAGAGAUUCAAUUUAUCGACACCGCUAUCCUGGAUUAUAUAUGGGCUUAUCGUGACGUGCGAGGAGCUGCGGGUGGAGAGGCCAAUUUAUUGUAUUAACAACAGGCCAUCCAGCAGUUUGCCGAUAUCGAAAAAGGGUGUGCUAUUUCCAAGCGUUGGUGAUGAAAAAAGAUUUUGCGAUUGUUGAAGUAGUGCAACCAUCUGAUCGAUAAGUGAAUGGGGAUUAGAAUUACCAAGCAAAUAUAAUACCAGGGAAGAAAAAUGCAGCUGUGUGUAUAAAUGGGAAGUUAAUAUGUAAUAACAUAUGAUUUAAGAAAAGUGAAUAUAUUAAGUGAAAUCAAUAUUAUGCACGACAUAUGAUGAUAUGCAAUUUGAAUUGAGGAUUUUGUUGGAUAACAUGCUUAAAUAUCAGUGCUGAACUAUCGAUUUGCGAAAACGAACUAGAGGAAUGUAAUGUAAUUUUAUGUCAAUGAUGAUGGUGCGAUAGAUCUACCAGGCAGGAUAAGCGUCGUCAUUAUAAUUCAUGAGAUGCAGAAGAGAAGAGAAAACUGUCGAUAUUGAUGUGAUAGGAGGAUUAUACAUAAUUUUGAAUUUCUCUGUAAUCUGCUUCCGCCGCGUACUCGGGGUAUGUUUUGAUGUGCUCGGAAGGUUCCGGAAGCGGGAGGAAGCAUCUCUAGUCGGUGACAGCUCGUGGAUCGGAAGUUUGUCAAGUGGAAGAGAAAGAAAUUUGAGCACGUUCUAAUGCGGUGUGUUUGCCGUUGCUGGCAAAGAGUGAUUGUUCCUGUGUAGGUACUUCAGGGCGAUAAAAAGAAAUUUUCCGCAUGGUUUGUUGUUGCUCCUAAAUCGUCGUCUGUGCGUGUGUUACAUCAUCGACAUUGCAAAUCGCAAAUCUUUCAUCAGUGCCUGAGGUAGGCGGCAUCGCGCUUGCAAAAAGACCGGAGCGCCUCUUGCGACAUGAUCAAAAUUUCAUAGGCGUAAGCGAAAAUAAAUUUAUCAUAUUGCAACAGGAGGAAACGAGGAGAAACCAGCAACAGUGAACAAUAUCAGUGUACGCAAUCGGCGCCAGGCGUGCUAAGAAUGUCGUAAAUUCAAUUUUGUCAAUUUGAUUUUUUUUGCUGAAACUGUUACCGCUUCCAUACGCGUGAUUCCCACCAUCAUCGGAGGGCUCCACUUCUUCGAGGACUCAGUAUUUUUCGCACAGGAAUGGAGCCAAGUCGUACUGCCGGUCGGUACCUACUAACAACAGGGCCAGGAACAUGAGCCAAAGGAAUUUAUAUUCCACCGGUAGAACGAACGGAACGGCGCGUGUUCCAGAGACAAUGGAGACCACAGUCACGUAAUAUUGAAAAUUAUGGCCGAGAAAGAAGCGAUCCGCUAUCAGUAUGACUCGUACACCCCACUCAUGAAACAAUCAAAUAAUGGAAUGAGUACUCUACAGCGGAGUGAGAUGAGUACCGCUCUCAAAAAUGGAACACAAACGUCAACAACGAUUGCGAUUAGCAGCAAGAAACCGUCCAAAACUGGAUGCUGCUCAUGUCAGGGGAAAAAAUCAUCCACAUUUUGGGCCGCGUUGCUGACAAAUCUGGGCAUUUGUACGCUGCUGUUUGGAUAUACGCUGCUAGGAUCAUUUAUCUUCCUUGCAAUCGAGGGUGGUGCUUCACAGAUGCAACAGCGAAUGCUCGCCUCGACGAAUCGUCAGCUCAAGCCGUUAUCAACACGUAGCGAUAGCAAUCUCACUCUAUCCCAGCAACUGCUCCACGAGGCCAUUGAAGCCAGACAGCGAACGGUGGAGAACAUUUGGGAUAUCACGGUGUCACUGAACAUUCUCUACCGAGAAAACUGGACCAGACUUGCAUCUUUGGAGAUAGCUCGUUUUCAAGAGCAAUUAAUCAAACGGUUAACAGAGGAAAUGGCAUCCCAAUUGGACAACCUGUCACCGGCAGCCAGCGCCGUCAUGGUGCCACAACCCUCGCUGCACGACUACGAGUGGACCUUCUCCCGGAGUUUCUUCUACUCGUUGACGAUUCUGAGCACCAUCGGUUACGGCAACAUAGCACCUCGAACCACAUUGGGCAGGAUUGUAACACUCGCGUACGCUCUGCUGGGGAUUCCAUUAACUCUUGUAUAUUUAUCGAGCACGGGUGGAAUGCUAGCGAAAGUAGCCCGCGGCGUUUUUUCCAGAGUAUUCUGCUGUUGCUUAUGUUCCAACUGUGGCUACUGUUGUUACGACGAGAAACGUAUGGCGGAAAAGGAACGCCGGAUGAAGCGCAAACGACAACAGAUGGAGCUGCGAGCCCAGCAUAUUGCCCUGCAAGAGCCUUAUUACGUACGUUCCGGUUCCUUGCACAACAACCUCCACUCGCCAGAGAAGCAGGUACCAAUGAUAAGCGACAUCGAUUCCAUAACUGGCACCGACAGCGAAUCACGUACCUCAAUGCAUGGACUCAGUAUAUUAGCGCCCAUUUUACUGUGCAUUGCCAUGAUGUCCAUAUACGUAGCACUCGGAGCUUUUGCACUCUACAAACUGGAAGACUGGCCUAUCAUCGAUGGAGUGUAUUUUUGCUUCAUGUGUCUGUCGACAAUCGGGUUCGGAGACAUGGUUCCUGGCCUACGGAAAGAGUCCACUUUAACCACGUGGUUCUGCUCGGUAUAUAUAAUGUCCGGCAUGGCGUUAACCGCCAUGUGCUUCAACGUGUUGCACGAGGAAAUCAUGCAUCGGCUCAAGCACGUUGUUGAGAUUCAGAAGAAGCUGAAACUGAACGACGAUCACAACGACUUCCUUGCCUCUUGACGAUACGAAAAGAAUACCAAUCUGUAUCAAAGAAAUCCCACCGAGGAAACAUUAAUCACAGGUACUCCAACAUCAUUAAUCUUUGCCCAGGAGCCCGAUCUGAAUCAAUUACACGUGCUAAAAGAUUGCAAUAAUCACUCGUUAGGACACGAACUAGUACCAAUUAUCACCAUGAAUAAUCAAGUGGUGCUGCCUGAGGUGCUGGAAAACGUAGCUGACUUAUCACUGACGACUGAACAAUGCCAUCCGACUCCACCCAUCGCCAAUCAAAUCCAAUCGAACCUCAAGACUGGAGUGUACACACUUCCAGAGGAACCAGAACUGGAGUCAGAUGAGAACUUAGCUAUAUAAACCUAAUCACAAUCAAUUCCGUCGGAUGGAAUCUCGGUGGCUCUUUCCAAAACAGAAAACAAAAAAAAAUCGAUUUAUAACAAAAAAGUUUUUCGCAUUAUUUUUCCGUAGCCAGAUUUCGGGCGCGAUAAAAAUUAAUGGUGCAAUGCUCCAACGUUGUGAAUAUAAAAAACCGAAUCUAUAAAGCCAACUGAACGAAAUGAAAACACGAGAUGAAAACGGGUUCAUACAUACGCGGAAUGUGGUCAACGUUAAAAAUUAUGGAUUGCUUCUCGAAGUUGCAGCUACUAGGUUCCACGUCGGUAUCAGUAGUUGGAGAUUUAUGUCGUAAUGGUAUAAACGAUGAAAAAUUUUCAACCGAUCAUGAUUGAAUGCACACUUUAUGAAAACAUACCUGCCCUCUGGGAAAGAAUCAUUCGUUAAUUUGACGGAGCGUCGCACGUGGUGGGUGGUAGCCGCUCGAUAAUGGGUGUUGACUAAUUGCGUUAAAGAUCCAUUCAUUUGUAGGAACUACUGCUUGCACCGGGGCAGCACGAUUGGUGUCAAUUUUGACAGCCGAUAAAAUGGAAAUUAAUUAUUCAUUGAAAUUUGUUUAAAUUUCUGACUCGGUAUUUUUUAAUUUCCACAUAAAAAGUAGGAGAGGACUCUACCACAAUAUUGUAUGUAAUACAAUUUCUGGAAAAAACUUGUCACGUGAAUAAAGAAUUCUUAAGGUGAAUCGGAAAAAAAUAUGAUUAUUUUUUUGAAAAUUUUAAUAAAUCGAGAACAUAGUCCAUUUCACGAGCCAAUUUUAUGAAUGAAAUUUUGACAGGAGCUCCCAACAAGUGAAUAUCAAUAUAAUUAUCAACAAUGCUGUCACUUCGAAAAAUGGAUCAUAUCUUUCGAAGGUAAACUAGUGUAUUUACCAAUGCAGUGCGAAUCAUCAAAAGUUUCAUAAGAUUCUCCUUUCAAAUUCACGAUGACGGUGGCUCUCUGAGAGCCAGAGCCUGAGCAUGAAAACAAAUAAAUUUAGCACGGGAUACUAUACUUGAAUUCAUUUUUCCUACCAGAUUAUAACGGAAAAAAAUCAGCGUGAGUAAGUAUCUCCAAUAAAUCUGACAUUAAAGGGGUUCCAUAUCGUUUCGGCAACAAGUAAUGAAACUUUGCAUACUAGUUCUUAGUGACACAAAAUGCCUUUUUCAAUACAGUAUUGUUCCGAUUAUAUCACACCCCGUUUCAAAAAUGCUUUUCAGUAUUCCACAAAAUCUAUACCCAUUUUUAAUAUUUUUACUGGUGCAAAACGCGCCUUCAACAUUCAUCGUAAAGAAGAGGGAAAACACUUGUUCUCAAAUGUAACAGCAAAUGAAUGAUAAAUUAAUGACUGACGCGCGGAGGCCGUGAUAAAAUCGGAAUAUUACUGUUGUGACACCGGAGCUUUACGGUUUUCGGAUGUAGAAAACAUACACUGUAGAACUGUGGUCUAGAACUAACUUUAUUACUAAUGCUAAGCCUUAUAUAUAUGAAUGAAUGUACAAUACAUUCUACCUGAUUUGACUCAUUAUCUUUUGGGUCCCUUCCUUAUUAUCUCUACUUUGUUAUCGCCGCCACUAUCGGUGCGUCACUAUUUUCAUUACAAUUUAUGGGUCUCUUUCUUGGUCCUUCGUAGAAGAUUAGUUUAUGACGUAAUUGUCUUGGGUAGCAGAGAAUUAUCAACUAUGCGCAUAUUGCAACUAACAAUAUGCCAUGCGGUGCGCUGUAUAACUUAAGGAAAAUGACAACUUGAGUUUGAAAUGCAAAUUGAUUGAUUCGCGUUCGUUACAUUCCGGACCCCGUAAAUCUACUAGAUUUACAAUAAUAAUUGUCGAUAAGCGAUUUAUUACUUAUUAUAUGAAAUGAUAUUAAUAUUGUCUUUUUACUUAGGACUAGACAUUUGUGUUGAAUUUUGGAUACACAUUUCUUCAUGAUCAUCUUGAUUCGGGAUUAAAUCUGGUGAAUCUAGUUUCUUCGGUUCUGAAAGUGGAAUUGUGUCAUGACUUCCUUGAAAGUUUUGAGUUUGUUGAAAUAAAUCAUCAUUUGUUUCUAAAGAUGGCUUUGGCUUUUGAAUUUUCCGAACAUCUAAAACUGCCACUUUGACGGCUGGUCUUUCAUAAAUACCUUUAGAUGUUUUAAUUUCAGCAGAUCUUACUUGUCCAUCUUUAGCCAUUCUAACACUGAUUACUCGACCUUUCAGCCAUGUUCCAGGAGGUGCCUUAUCAUCAGUUAUUACAACAAUAUCGUCAACUUUAAUAGGUUCAAUUUGAUUAGUCCAUUUAUUUCGUUUCAACAAUAAUGGAAGGUACUCUUUUGUCCACCGAUCCCAAAAAUAUUUCCCAUAGUUUUGAACCUUUUUCCAAUGAUGUUUUUCUAAGUGAAUUGCAGUUGGAUCAUAAGGUGGUACAUAUUCUCCAGCACGACCAAUUAGAAUAUGAAAUGGUGUCAUUAUUUCGUCGUCGAUAUCUUCUACUGGUAUGUGUGUUAAUGGACGAGAGUUUAAAAUAAAUUCUACUUGGAUCAGAGCAGAUCUUAAAAUUGCUGGUCGUGGUAAACGACUACCAUACUGCUUCAGCAUUUUAUAUAGCGAUAACUUUAUGAUUUUAAUAAGCCUCUCCCAUACUCCGCCGAAAUGGGAUGCCGCGGGAGGAUUGAAUGUCCAUUUUAAGGCUAAUGCUGCCGCAUCACCGUUUCUCAUUCUUUUAUCAAUAUUCACAAUUAGUUCUUUUAAUUCAUUGUCAGCUCCAACAAAGUUGGUGCCAUUAUCGCUGUAAAGGUGCUUAAUUUUUCCUCUUCUGUUUUGAAAAUUACGCAAACAGACAAUAAAAGAAUCUGUAUCUAAUUUCUCAGCCAUUUCGAUGUGAACUGCUCUACUAGACAUACAUGUAAAAAUCACACCCCAACGUUUUUCUCUUGAUCGUUUUACUGCAACUUCAAAUGGACCAAAGUAAUCCACUCCAGUAUGCGUAAAUGGAUACAAGAAAGAUUCGGUCCGAUAAUCUGGUAAGGGUGCCAUCAUGGGUGGUACUGGUUUUGCGUUAGCAAUAAUGCAUUCUUGGCAAUAUUUCUUGACCUUUUUCAAAAGUGACCUUUGUUUAAUAAUCCAAAACUUUUGAAGAAUAGCUGCAAUCACGACAUUGUCAUUCUGAUGCAAAUACCGUUCAUGAUAUGUUUUUACAAUUAAAAAAGAAAUAUUAUGUUCAUAUGGUAAUAUAAUUGGCUUUCUUGCUGAUUCGGGUAUGCUUCUUGCGUGUUCCAAUCUUCCUCUUGCUCUGAGUACUCCAUGAUUAUCAAGCAUUGGACUCAAUUUUCGUAAGUUGCUGGAUUUUUCAAUUUCUUUACCUUCUUUCAGUAAUGUUACUUCCUCUGCGAAACAAUCCCAUUGAGCUUUUUUGAAUAUCGCGUUUUCAACCCAUUUUACAUCAUCAUAAUUAGUGCUACGAUCAAAAUCUGUUUUAUUUUUAAUCCAAUCGGUAAACUUUUUUAUUAUUAGAGUUCGCUUAACCAAACGCCACCAGUCCGAAAAAUAAUCGUCCUGAAUAAAAGAGUAAGGAUGUAUUCUUUGAUGAAUGUUUACAUAGUUUCUCAGCUCUUCAUCAGUUUCCAUACUUACUGUCCAGUUUGGCCAAUAACUUUCUGAUUUUCUUAAAAACGAUGGUCCAUUGAGCCAUAAUGAUGCUCCCUUUUUAAUUUUUGUACCUUCAUCAGCAGGGUUUAAUGAUGAUUUUAUAUAUCUCCAUUGAUCCAUUGAAGUUGUUUCUAAGAUUUCAGCAACUCGAUGAGCUACGAAUUGCUUAUACCGCCUAUGCUGACUAUUAAUCCAGGCUAGGACAGUUUGACUGUCUGACCACAUGACGCAUUUUGAAAUCGAAAUUCUUAAUUCUUUCUUUACGGUAUUCAACAAUCUUAUCCCUAAUAUUGCUGCUUGCAACUCUAAACGUGGUAUGGAUAACAUUUUAUUCGGUGAAACUCUUGCCUUUGCUGACACUAUAUUCACAUCAGUGCCAUUUGCAGUAACACUUCUCAGAUACACAACGGCAGCAAAAGCAUUUUCCGAAGCAUCUCCGAACAUAUGCAACUCAUAAAACAAUGCAUUUUUCAAGGUCAUACAU
Molecule: messenger RNA, 7563 nt
Organism: Aedes albopictus (Asian tiger mosquito)
Lineage: Eukaryota; Metazoa; Arthropoda; Insecta; Diptera; Culicidae
Product: TWiK family of potassium channels protein 7
Exons: 8
Coding region: 1652-3091 (479 amino acids)
Biological process (GO): potassium ion transmembrane transport; stabilization of membrane potential
Cellular component (GO): plasma membrane
Molecular function (GO): potassium ion leak channel activity; outward rectifier potassium channel activity
Source: RefSeq, a predicted model, not a curated record